AAGCUAAAUGUUUCUCACACCAGUUAUAAUACACGCGACCAAAGUCCAAAUUAUUACUUUAGAACGAUUAAUUUUCAUGUAGAUAUUUUUACUAAGGAAACCCACUGUGGAGAUCGGUGUACAACGACAAAAUACUUGAGGAAAUGUUAGUAGAAGUCUUGAUUACGAAGGGUGAUAGAAUCGUGCAUUCGAUACAACGGACAAGUCUAGUCAUUAAGCGACGAUGCGAAAUAUGACAACCUUUUAGGUAUAGCUUGGUUUAAUACAAUGGUUUAACGCACUUAGGUAAGGUACAAUAAGAGAAGUACGUAUUUCCGUGUAUUCCAAUUUAUUGUAUUCUAGCAGUCUGUAUCACAUUUAUAAUAGGACGUUAAGCGCGUAGCAAUCUUCUUGUUGCCUGUCUCGUCCCGGGGUCAGUGCAAGGGUGUAAAUAGAAGUAUAAAUCUUGUAAUGUUAAAUAUUUACUGAAUUAGUAUCAAUAUACCUACCGCGGCAACUUGAAUAACAAUUAAAGAGAAAGGAUGUAUUUACCCAUUCAAAACUCACGCCUUAUAAAGGAGCAUAAAAUCACAAUUCAUUAUCAUCGUGGCGUGGUUUAAACGUCUGGAUUCGAUGCACGCAAACACACAUUUACGUCGAUUCGCUUGCCAAUAGUGAAGGAAUGUGCGGAUAAGGCGUGGCCCUCAUUUGGCUCAUUCUAAAAAUGACCGAACAAACUUUACUUAGCGCUCGAAUAAUGGAACCUCCUUUUCUUAGCCUUGUUUGUUUUAUGGGAGUAGCCGUAACGUAGCGGAGGAAACGCGUCGAUCGAGAACAGGUUGUUUUCGAACGUGUAUAUUGAUAUUUUGCGGCAUUUUCGCAUCGGAAUAGUAGAUACAGAGAAUUGUAGUUGUUAAAUAAUGGUUCCGCGACAUUCGUUACUUCCGUUGGAUCGAAAAAGAGAAAACAGUAGCUGCAGAAACAUGGGGAAAUUCAGCACGCAAGUUGAAAUGAUUGUGUACAGGUUUAUACUCAGUCUGGUAGUUGGAUUCUUCCUCGGUUCGUAUGUGAUCACAAAUCAUGAAGUGUCCGUUGUACAGAAACUUGGUAAACUUGUGUGCCAAGGUCCACAGAUUCAUCGAUUUGUCAAGUAUAACCAGGACGCUGCACAGCACCACCAACAGCGUCAACCUAGGCUGGAUAGAGAGAAUGGACUGUUGUAUAUUGGAAUGAUGUCAAUGAAAAAAUUUCUUGGUACGAGAGUGGAAGCCGUGGUCGAAACAUGGGCCAAAAAUCAGGAUGUUCGACUUGAAAUAUUUGCAAGUAACAACGGUACGCCAAGUGUAAGAUCUGGGCGUGUUUCUGUGCUGAAAAACGGAGCAAGAAUCAUCCAACUACCAGGCGUAUCAGACGUUUCGUAUCCGCCGCAGAAGAAAUGUUUUUCAAUGCUGAAGUAUAUUCACGACAAUCAUUUGAAGAAUUUUGAUUGGUUUCUACGGGUGGAUGACGAUGCAUAUAUAAAGGUGGAUGCCUUGAAAAAACUACUCAGUCAAGCCGAUCCCACGAAGCCGUACUUUAUCGGUCAUUCUGGAUAUGGAAAACACCCAGAGGAUUAUUUAGCAGAUGGAGAAAAUUAUUGCAUGGGGGGAACUGGAAUCCUGUUUUCUCAAGAACUUCUACGCAGAAUAGGACCCAGACUUUCAGAUUGCCUGGGUGAAAUGUUUACAGAGCACGAAGACAUUGAACUUGGAAGAUGUGUCCGGAAGAUUACUGGGACAAGUUGUACGGAAUCUUGGGAAACAAUAAAUUUAUUUUAUCAAAAUUAUGGCGGCCUUGGUAGCUACGAUGCGAAUAUAAAAGAAAUGUCAGAGAGAAAAAGAACUGUUGCACUUACUUUCCAUGCAAACAAAGAAUCAAAAUAUCAGUAUAAAUUUCAUCAAACAAUUUUAAAGGACAGAAUAACUAACAUGUUAACAAAGAUCACAAAAAUGGAGACUGAAGUUAAAAAAAUGACAAGCCUUCUGGCUUUGAGAGAAUUUGACUAUAAGGCAUGGAAUUCUCACGCGGGAUACGUUUGGGACUCAAUAACGAAAAAAAGCAUUUAUUCUACGUCAUCUCUUGUUCGAGCGAUUCCAUCGUUUAUAAAACAAGCGGCUAUCACCAAUGUGUUUUACACCAUACAAGACUUGCGUAUGAAGUUCACUGCUUUGCAAGCUCACAUUCACGAAAUAUCGGUAACUCAGAUGCGAUAUUUUGUAAACCCCCUAACGUCUGUGGACAUGAUAUCACGGUUAAAAGUGCAAGGGACUUCUCGCCAACGUCCUAUGACUAUUUAUUUGAAUAAUAUUCAUUAUCGAAGAACAUUUCCUGAAUCUGUUGUGUAUUUCACCGAGAUAUAUCCUAUUGAUAUUCAAGGUGUUAAGUCUGUAGCAUCGAAAAUGGAAAGCGACAAAAAAAAGGUCACAAGCGGACGAAACGAAAGAGUGAAUUUCAUAGUUGCGUUGAGCGGGCGACCUGAAAAUCUGAUGCGAUUUUUGAAAAACUUUGAAGAAGAAUUUUUAAACAAGCAAGAAAACGUAAGUUUGUCGAUAGUCUACUUUCCAGAAAAGAUUCGCGUAACCCCAAAAGACGAACAGAUCAUAGACGCCGACGAGGAGAAAUACCGAGAAGACAUUAUCCGACAAAGCGACAAAACCCGAUUUGUUCAAGACAAUCUAACAAAACUACGCGAAAACCACCAAGGCUCAGAAAUAAAUUUCUUCCCAGUCUCCAACGGACUCAAAUUUUCUCGUGGUGUCGGUUUGCAAAUGGGUGCGAAGAAGCUUUUUCAUCCGGAAGAACGUGAUGAAUUACUGUUUUUCUGUGAUGUUGAUCUUCUGUUUAAAACAGAAAUACUGUCUCACAUUCGUAGAAGUACGAUUCGAGGGAAACAGGUUUAUUAUCCAACAUUUUUUAGUCAAUACGAUCCAGAAGUUGUUUAUUCUUAUCAAGAAGCACCCGAAACACAUUUCUAUUUUGAGGAAAUUGCGGGAUUUUGGAGAACAUUUAGUUACGGAAUGGUAUCGCUCUACAAAAGUGAUUUUCUGAAAAGUGGAGGAUUCGAUCUUUCUAUACAAGGAUGGGGAUUAGAAGACUUGAGAUUUUGUGACGCGGUAUUGAAGAAGGCUGGUCUUCAAAUAUUCAAAAGUAUGGAACCAGCCAUGGUUCACAUUUAUCACGACAAAGACUGUCCAGCAUCACUCAGCAAAGCCCAGUUUGAGUCUUGUCAGAAUUCAAGAGCACAGCAUUUUGGUCCUCAAGUUCUUUUGUAUUAUUUAUGGCACAGGGAAGAAAAUCCGGAUGAUGAAUACGACCCCAAUGUCAAGGUAGAUCCUUAAUUGCGGAGUGACAAAAACGUUG
Molecule: messenger RNA, 3378 nt
Organism: Styela clava
Lineage: Eukaryota; Metazoa; Chordata; Ascidiacea; Stolidobranchia; Styelidae
Product: chondroitin sulfate synthase 1-like
Cellular component (GO): Golgi cisterna membrane
Molecular function (GO): glucuronosyl-N-acetylgalactosaminyl-proteoglycan 4-beta-N-acetylgalactosaminyltransferase activity
Source: RefSeq, a predicted model, not a curated record